Paramecium sonneborni is the source of this 434-nucleotide messenger RNA. Lineage: Eukaryota; Ciliophora; Oligohymenophorea; Peniculida; Parameciidae. The record is from the annotation of a GenBank genome assembly.
AUGUAUUUACAAAAUAUUCUUGAAAUAAUGAUUAUGAUAAUCAUAAUGAGGAACAAUUAUAGAUUGGCUGCAAUAUCAGCAUUAAUUUCAUAUUCUUUAAAUUUAUAUUUAGUUUCUAUGUAAUCUAAAUUUACAUAAUUGGAAGUGAUUGUAUUGAGAUCAAGGAAUUAUAAUAAUGGUUAAAAAGAAAUGGCAUUACUAGAUUCAUAGUAUAUUUUUAAAUUUUAUGGUAAUUGUAUGUUGAUAAAUUUAAGAUAAGAUUGCUACUACAAAAUAUCUAAAAUAUCAAGAAAGACUCCAACUUUGCCUAAAAGUAAAUAGAUUAAUCCAAUCCCACAGGAUAAAUACAUAAUGAUCUUAUUAAUAGCUUAAAUUUAUGAGGAGACAGUAAGUUAAUUUUUAUUUAAGAGUUUAGGUUAAUUUAAUUUGAUAGA